Danio aesculapii is the source of this 2452-nucleotide messenger RNA. Its product is annotated as gastrula zinc finger protein XlCGF17.1-like. Gene Ontology annotation, molecular function: DNA-binding transcription factor activity, RNA polymerase II-specific; RNA polymerase II transcription regulatory region sequence-specific DNA binding. Gene Ontology annotation, cellular component: nucleus. The record is from RefSeq and is a predicted model, not a curated record. Lineage: Eukaryota; Metazoa; Chordata; Actinopteri; Cypriniformes; Danionidae. The coding region runs from base 198 to 1055 and encodes 285 amino acids. The transcript is spliced from 2 exons. Gene Ontology annotation, biological process: regulation of transcription by RNA polymerase II.
AGUAAAACCUCAGAACAAGCAAAGAGAAUAAACAAACAGGCUACACUUCAGCUUUUUAAAACUCUAGAGAGAUUAUUUAGCGAACACGACACAACUCCUGCCUUUAUUCAUUAUAUCCUGGCUCUUGACUGUCAAUUCCUCUGUGAAAGCGAUCAGGAAUAGCGGACUUUUAACGUGUUCAUAUGUAAACAGGCCUGAUGGAGGAGACACACCGUCAUGAGAAAAUCAUAGAAAAUAAACACUCACUGAAGAGAAAAGGCAAGAAAUGCGUCACCUGCACUCAGUGUGGAAUAAGUCUGUUUAACAAUUGGAGUCUCAGAAAUCACAUGAGGAUCCACACUGGAGAGAAACCAUUCACAUGUUCUCAGUGUGGGAUGAGUUUCAGACACCCGUCAAACCUUGUUAAACACAUGUUGACCCACACUGGAGAGAAAACACACAAAUGUGAUCAGUGCAGCAAAACAUUUUUGAUGGCUUCAUACCUGAAGAGACACCUUCGAAUUCAUACAAAGGAGAAGCUUUAUUCAUGCUCUGUGUGUGAAAAGAGUUUCAGACAUCAAGAUGGUUUAAGAGAUCAUCAGAAGAUCCACACCGGUGUGAGAGAGCAUAUUUGCUUGGAGUGUGAGAAGACCUUUAUUACGUCUGUAAAAUUGAAAAUGCAUGAGAGAACUCACACUGGAGAGAAACCUUACACCUGUUCACACUGUGACAGGAGAUUCAGUCUGUUAGAAAGCCUGAAAACACAUGAGAGAACUCACACUGGAGAGAAACCUUACAAGUGUUCACACUGUGCCAAGAGAUUCAGUAUAUUAGGAAGCCUGAAAACACAUGAGAGGACUCACACUGGAGAGAAACCUUAUACAUGUUCACACUGUGACAAGAGAUUCAGUGUAGUAGGAAACCUGAAAAGACAUGAGAGGACUCACACUGGAGAGAAACCUUACAAGUGUUCACACUGUGACAAGAGAUUCAGUGAUUCAAGGAAUCUGAAAAAACAUGAGAAGAUUCACACUGGAGAGAAACCUUGUAACCUUGAAGGUGUAAGUUCGCCAUAGUCUAAAAAAACUGCAUAUCUGCUUUGUUUCUCUUUAGAUAAUCAAUUCAGACACGUGUAGUGAAAUUAGCUCAGUUUUUGAGUAUUAUGAUCAAUAAUAAUGAGCUAUUAUUAAUUAUGAAUAUUCAGAAUUAACUUGUAGUUAAUUUAACAAAAUAAAUAUAACAGUGACUUCACCUUCUCGUCUGAGCAAACUCUGUAAUUAUUCAUUCAUUUAGAAAGGGAAUUAUAACUACUUGUGGAGUCGAUGAAUAGUUUAGAAGAUUUAGUAAACUUAAUCAGCUUGUAGCAAAGGUUUAUCGUUAAAGGGACUUUUUCUGUGAGGCAAAACAAAGAUAAUCCAGUGUGGCUAUAGCGUGAUUAAUUGACUAGUCUGACAUAUAACAAACAAAUGCACAAACAUAACAACAAAACUAUAGUAAACAAGGAAAUGAAGAGUUUAGAUAAAGGAAUGGCAAAUCUAGCUCAGUUCCACACAGCUAUUAAGAACCACCAAGAUUAUAAAAACACCUUUUUGAUAACGGGGUACAGCCUUAACGCACGACUAAAUACCUGGAUUUAGAUGGUCGGUCUCUUUCUCUCGUAGUGCAAGUUUCUCUGAAGAUAGAGUCUUGAGUGGAGCUUGCGAUGCAGAUCGGAGGAUAUGCGAGACGCAACUUCAAACUGAGUUUAAUUUGCCAGAAAUAAAAAACAUGGACUACUGCGAGUCACAGGUACAGUAACGUAGUCUGCCGCGUUAGGGACACUUCUGCGGACACCUUUUGCAGAGACUUUUCUGCAAUGGUUUGAUGGAUGUAGGAGGUAUUUAAAGACAGUUGUCAGGUGACUCCCAGUCUCUCCUGACUGACCAAUGGCAUGAGAGAAAAAAUCGAGCUGGAAACAUUCUUUGUUCUCCUCGCUGGUGCGUACAGUCCCAAGACAGACAGACAAAACUUUAACUCAUGGUUUGAAACUACACCAAGCAUACAAGUCAUCAUCCUAUGUUCUAGAUCAUGAGUUGUAGUGUUAUAUAUGGAGAAGAAUGACACCAAACAGGACUAUUUUAACAUAAUUCAUGGAUUCUUAGUUUGUCUAGUGUCUUGUAAAGGGCAUAUACAGGUAUAUUUAUCAAAAGAGAAAGUCGGGGAGAAAAUACUGAACAGUAAAUAUAAACACCAUUUGUAUGUUAAAAAUAAUGUUUAAAUACUUUAAUGGUUAAAAAUUGGGGGGGUGUUUGGAAUGUCUUUAAAGACAGGACAACUCUAGCUCUGGCCAACGUCUUGAUAGAUAAGAUGGCAGACUUGCUUUCACCAGGGUUCAUAAACUUAUGUGGAACGACCCAGUGCCUUUGAGGGGUCAUAACGGAAUUUGUUUUCCUCUGGACUGUACUUUACACACGUGUGAUAAUAUGAACACAAG